Anguilla rostrata (American eel) is the source of this 1518-nucleotide messenger RNA. Its product is annotated as olfactory receptor 1E16-like. The transcript has a single exon. The record is from RefSeq and is a predicted model, not a curated record. Gene Ontology annotation, biological process: detection of chemical stimulus involved in sensory perception of smell; G protein-coupled receptor signaling pathway. The coding region runs from base 50 to 1021 and encodes 323 amino acids. NCBI's taxonomy places the organism in Eukaryota, Metazoa, Chordata, Actinopteri, Anguilliformes, Anguillidae. Gene Ontology annotation, cellular component: membrane. Gene Ontology annotation, molecular function: G protein-coupled receptor activity; odorant binding; olfactory receptor activity.
CUAUUUUUUCAUGGAGUGAAAAACCGUGUGAGGAGCAAAUAAACUUGCGAUGAGCCCCCUGAAUUCAAAUUCCUUUACUAACGCCAGUAUUGUGCGUCCUGAGUUCUUUGUCAUAAGUGGUUUUGCCGGUAUUUCCCAUGCAAACUACUACUAUGUGUUCUUGUGCUUCGUUUAUGCUCUGAGUCUACUGGGAAAUGCUUUUGUCAUGUUUAUGAUUUACACUGACCACUGUCUCCACACUCCAAAAUACAUUGUCGUUUUUAAUUUGGCUGUGUCCGACUUGUGUGGAAGCACUGCACUUGUUCCUCAGAUGAUUGACACCUUGCUGUUUAAAUCACAUUUAAUCUCCUACAAGGCCUGCUUGACUAGUAUGUUCUUUGUUUUUUGGUUUCUCUCUGUGCAGUCUUUCACUCUCUCUGCUCUGUCCUAUGAUAGAUUUGUUGCUAUAUGCUUUCCACUGAGAUAUAAUGAGAUUGUGACUAGUAAAUCAAUGUUGGUGAUGACAGCGAUAUUAUGGAUUUUUGCCAUAAUGACCACUCUCAUAGCUGUGAUUUUUAUCAACAGAAUAUCAUUCUGCAAAUCCAUUGUGGUAAACAGCUUUUUCUGUGAUCAUGGAGCAAUACAACUUUUGGCAUGCGAUGACAAUCCUCCAAGUGCUGUGAUAAACUGGACACAUCCCGUUAUAAUUCUCUGGUUACCGGUACUUUUUAUCACAGGUACAUAUAUUUCUAUAGCCAGAGCAUUAUUUAAAAUUGCAGAAGCUUCUGAGCGCCUCAAAGCCAUGAAGACCUGCACCUCUCAUUUGAUCUUGGUGGGUGUGUUUUAUCUUCCUAUAUGUAUCACCUAUGCAAUGAGCUCCACCAUUCAAUUGAACGCCUGGAUAGUUAACAUGUCUCUGACAACUGUCUUGCCACCAAUGCUGAAUCCAAUCAUUUACUCUCUGAAGACAGAGGAAUUCACAGAAUCCAUUAAAAAGCUGUAUAGAAGAAACAAGAUUCACAUCGUUGUAAGGAAUAAAUGAAUAAAUGUUUUAAUCACACAUGACUGAAUAGCAACUUUGACAAUUUUCAUUUUUUAACCCCCCACUCAACUGAACUAUAAGAGUUAUUAACAAAUUAAAUACAAUGAAUUGGAACACGGUGCUAGAUAUGAAAAAAAUUAUUUAUUUUCAAAAAUCUGAUUUACAAUUUGAAUUAUAUAUUUAGUCUGUUUAUUUUGAGAUUUGUUAAUUAAAUCUGAAAAUAUGUAUUAAAAAGUUUAUUUUGCAUGUCAACUCUGAAAAAAAGACUCAUAUCUAGCAAUCGCCCAAUCAAUGCCCAACCUCACUAAUUCUCUUCUGGCUGAAAAGUAGCAAAUUCCUGCAGCAAUACUCCAACAUCUAAUAUUUAGCCUUCCAGAAGAGUUGAAGUAGUUAUAGCAGCAAGUCGUGCACCGACUCCAUAUUAAUUCCCAUAAUUUUUCAUGAGAUGAUGGAUGUCAGGUUUCCACAUACCCUUGGCCUUAUCGCAAAUUUGGGUG